Camellia sinensis is the source of this 1936-nucleotide messenger RNA. RefSeq names its product serine/threonine/tyrosine-protein kinase HT1. The record is from RefSeq and is a predicted model, not a curated record. Gene Ontology annotation, molecular function: protein serine/threonine kinase activity; ATP binding. Gene Ontology annotation, biological process: protein phosphorylation. Lineage: Eukaryota; Viridiplantae; Streptophyta; Magnoliopsida; Ericales; Theaceae.
UGCUCUCACUCCACUACCACCAGAAAUAACAGUACCCCUCUCUCUCUCUCUCUCUCAGUUCCAAACCCUAACUCUCUCUCUCUCUCUCUCUCUGUAUCUGAUCGUAGCUUCUCUUCUCUGCAAACGUAACUUCCAUAGCUUUCUUGAGCAGAAAUCUGUAUUGAAAAUGGUGAUGCUGCUAGAUUCUCAACUCAGUUUGUCUUAACUUUGAUUUCAACUAAUCGAUUUGGGGCCUGAAUAUACAUAUUUGUGUAUGUACGUGUGUAGAUGAGUAGAUAGAUACAGAUAUACACACACUGUUUCUCUGCCGAAUGUGGUUGAUGUUGUUAGCAGGUUCGAUCAGCAAAAAGUGUUUCGUUCUUCGAAUUCUUGUUCGAGGUCAUUUACGAUGAGCUGGUUCAAAUACACUACAGCUGAAGAUCUUCGAAAUGUAGUUGAGUGAGGAAACAAGACUUGAUUAUUUCGCUCGAUUUGUCAAGUUUAUGCACAAAUUGGGGGUUUGGGAACAUACAAUUGGUUUAGAUUUGAUGAUUUUGUUAAGUUUUGGUUUUGAUCCAUGAAGAAGUUUCUCUGGUUUAAGCAGAUUUCCAACAAUGUCAAGCUCGAGAGACGACUCUCUCUCGGUGAAUACAAGCGAGCCGUUUCGUGGUCCAAGUAUUUGGUAUCAUCUGGUGCAGAGAUUAAAGGGGAAGGAGAAGAAGAAUGGAGCGCCGACAUGUCGCAGCUAUUUAUAGGCAAUAAAUUUGCAUCUGGGAGGCAUAGUAGAGUUUAUAGAGGGAUAUAUAAGCAAAUGGAUGUGGCAAUUAAGCUCAUAAGUCUGCCCGAGGAAGACGGAGACUUGGCUGCUUUUCUGGAGAAGCAAUUCACUUCUGAGGUCGCUUUGCUGUUUCAUUUGCACCACCCUAAUAUCAUCUCAUUUGUUGCAGCAUGUAAAAAGGCCCCCGUGUUUUGUAUAAUCACUGAGUACUUGGCUGGGGGCUCACUGAGAAAAUACCUACAUCAGCAGGAGCCAUAUUCACUUCCUCUUAACCUAGUUCUGAAGUUGGCCCUUGACAUUGCACAUGGGAUGCAAUAUCUUCAUUCUCAAGGGAUACUUCACAGGGAUCUCAAAUCAGAAAAUUUAUUGCUUGGUGAAGAUAUGUGUGUGAAGGUAGCAGAUUUCGGAAUCUCAUGCUUGGAAUCUCAAUGUGGCAGUGCAAAGGGAUUCACAGGUACUUACCGUUGGAUGGCACCGGAAAUGAUCAAAGAAAAACAUCAUACAAAGAAAGUUGAUGUUUACAGUUUUGGCAUAGUCCUCUGGGAGCUUUUAACUGCAUUGACACCAUUUGACAAUAUGACUCCUGAACAGGCUGCAUUUGCUGUCUGCCAAAAGAAUGCAAGGCCACCAUUGCCAUCUACCUGCCCCGUGGCAUUUAAAAGUCUCAUCAACCAAUGCUGGUCACGUAAUCCGAACAAGCGCCCCCAUUUUGAGAAGAUAGUUAAUAUUCUCGAAAGUUAUGCAGUGUCUCUCGAGCAGGAUCCAGAAUUCUUUUCAUCCUACAAACCUUCUGAUGGUCAUACUCUUUUGGGAUGCCUACCGAAUUGUAUCGCGGCCCGUACAUGAGCUUCUUUAGAAGUUCAAGAACUCUUCUGAAAUUAUGUGUAAUGCUAAUUGUGUAUAAUAUAUAUUUUUUCUUGUCUAGGUGUUACUGUUUUGUAGUGAUGAUUAUGAACUUUUUUAUUGCGCCCUUUCCUAUUAUUGGUGCAAAAUAUGUAUAAACAGAAAUGGUGCUUUUGGGAGGAAGAUCCCAUUCAGUCCAAAAUCUGGAUUGAAUGGUUUGGGCAUGGGUCCUAUUACGGGUCUCCUUUUGAUGAUUCGAACGGUUUAGAAUUUAUGUUAAAAAAGAAAAAACUGUAAGACAAACUUCUAUCUGAUUUAAUUUUGCAUCGUUUAAUA